AUGGGGGACAGAAGCGUCAAGAACAAGGAGGUGAUGGAGCGGAGGUGGAAUCAGGCAGCCGGAAAUUUGGUAUCUCCAAUGUUAACCCGCACCAAUUACCAGGAGUGGUCCGCGCUUGUGCAAUGCAACCUUGAAGGCAUGUAUCUGUGGGAUGCGAUCGAAUCCGAUAAGUACAUGCUCCUGAACAAGAAGUCGGCAAAGGAGGCAUGGGAGGCAAUCAAGUCGAUGCGUCUCGGUGCGGAACGUGUCAAGGAGGUGAAUGCACAGAAGCUGUUGGCGGAGUUCGAGUCGAUCGCGUUCAAGAUGGGUGAGACGAUCGACGACUUCACCGUCCGCAUCACCAGGCUCGCCACUGAUCUGCGUGGUCUUGGCGAGGAAAGCGUGGAUGACACAUGA
Messenger RNA from Miscanthus lutarioriparius, 396 nucleotides. The record is from the annotation of a GenBank genome assembly. Lineage: Eukaryota; Viridiplantae; Streptophyta; Magnoliopsida; Poales; Poaceae.